This is a messenger RNA of Ceraceosorus bombacis, 1349 nucleotides long. NCBI's taxonomy places the organism in Eukaryota, Fungi, Basidiomycota, Exobasidiomycetes, Ceraceosorales, Ceraceosoraceae. The record is from the annotation of a GenBank genome assembly.
AUGAAGAGUCCAGGGAACCCGAAGUUAGGACAGCAAUCACGAAUCGUGAAGCUGCAGGAAGUUGGAUCACCACGCCAAGGUGUCUUGCAUCUCACGGAACUGAGGAUCACGUGACGCUCUUUCUCGUGCGACAGACGCGUCGUCAAGCUGGCGCCAAGCUCGCACGCACCGCUCAAGCCAAGACACAUAAUAGGCGCAAGCAACAGGCGAGCGCACAACACCAGACCGCGCGCGCGAGUGCUUGCAGGAUCACGAAUGCUUGACCCCUGUCGAGCUCAUCUCAACCAACAAUCACAGCCUCGCAGAUCCCACACACAGACUCACGACUGUCGAUCAAGACAUUUCCAACCUUCAUCGCAACUCAGCACCGCAUACACGCCUGCCCACUACCACGCAGACGGUACCGCAUCAUGGUGAGUCGCCCCGCAUUAGAGCUUGCCUAUCCACCUGACCAGGCUGACGAGUUGCUCGCGUUCGAACCUGACCUGCGCAGUCCGACGCAGAGUACAAAGAGGCUUUUGCCCUCUUCGACAAGAAGGGCACUGGUCACAUUGCGAGAGAGAGCUUGGGAGAUCUGCUUAGAGCCCUUGGACAAAACCCUACCCAGGCUGAGGUCGCAGAGCUGGCUGCGAGCACCGGAAAGGAUGGUGAGUAGAGGAGCAACGCGAGGUGGUGCACAGGCGAGAUAGCAGUGAAGGGUGUGCAGGCGCGGAGGGUGGCUGUCACAAUCGAACGCAGCCCCACGGGACGAUGUGUACGAGCGAUACCUUCGGCCGUGCGUCCUCUGGACCUCAUCCCGCCAUCGGCGGGUUGAAGCGUCGUCGUCGUCGUGCUCGUCUCAACGAUGCUGCAAGAAACCAAUCCUGAGGAGCUUGUCUGGGACGUCGCGCUCAUCAAUACCGACCCUGAUCUCUGAUUUGCUGCUACAGUGGACUUCAAGACGUUCCUCGACAUCCUUCACAGGCCCAAUGGCUUCAAGCCGGCAGGAACUCCAGGUACGUGAUCGGACGAAGCGCGCGAGACCGUCUUGCAAGAUCACAGCUGAUGCAAUCGCCUUCUUCGCUGUUGCCCCUCAGAGGAAUUCAUCCGAGGCUUUCAAGUGUUUGAUAAGGAGGGUAAUGGGUUCAUCGGAGCAGGAGAGCUGCGCUACGUGCUUACUUCGCUGGGAGAGAAGCUGACGGAUGAGGAGGUGGACGAGCUGCUCAAAGGUGUGCAAGUUGGCAGGUGAGUUGUAGCGCAUCGUCUCGCGCGAUCAAGUGCCUGUAUGCUGACGCCUGUGCCGCGCUCUGCUGUGCAGCGAUGGCAACAUCCACUACGAGAGCUUCGUCAGACAAAUCCUCAGCCAGUGA